UAGUCGCGGUCUCGCCAACUCAAGUCAACACCUCUGAAAUUUUGUACGGUAUCCGUAAAUUCCAUAAUCUGAAUUUGAAAAACCCUCCUUCUACCCCCCAAAAUCCCAUGGCUUCCUUUUUCAGAGCAUCCCGAAAAUGGCUUCUUUCUCCAUUUCGUCUCUCCUGGAACUUUACUCAUCAUCUACGCGUACUCGAAUUCCCGACUCAAAUGCAGACUUACUCUUCAGUACCGAAGGUCCGAUCACCGUUUGAUUCCAAUAUUAUCCGAAUUCUUCGCAAUGAGGUUCAAUAUCAGACUGAAUAUGCUCCUCCGCACGAGCCUCCUGCAAGUUUCAAAUUCUUUUCUGUUGAAGAUUGCCCGGGUGAGGUAUAUGUAAGACUUCGACGCAAUUUUGGUGAGAAAGAGGAGAUCAAAGUUGAGGCUACAAUGUUUGAUGGUUGUGUAUCUGUACCUAAAACUGGGGAUUAUGCUGACAAAGAAGACAUUCAUUUUCAUAUAAGCUUGCUUAUUGACAUAUCGAAGGGAGAGGGAACUGAUGGAUUAGGAUUUUUGUGCUCUGCUUGGCCAGAUUACUUGGAGAUAAUGAAAGUCUACAACUUUCGUGAGAGCAAAUUGCAGCCUAAAGCCUACAUGGGACCUAAUAUAAGAACCUUGGACCCCAAGCUCCAGAAGGCACUUCAUGAAUAUUUGGAAGCAAGGGGAGUGAAUGAUGAACUUGCUGUUUUCUUGCAUGAGUAUAUGGUCAACAAGGAUCAAACCGAACUCUUGAAAUGGUUAGAAAAUGUCAAGUCUUUUGUUGAACUGUAGAGUGCCAGAUGUUCUGGCUCCACUUGGAGAUUAACUGUAUGGUAAUGACAUUGAUUUUUCUUUAAAUCUUUUUAUAGAUUGUAGGGGUAUAGUAUUAGUAUGUUCUUUAAAGUGGUUAAUGUGCAUAUUAAGGUCAAACUUGCUCAUGUAUUCUGUUUAUUUAUGCUUGCAUGUUGAGUACUCUCUGUGCCACUAGUUUUGCUAUAUUUUCUGUAUUGAGAUGUCUCAAUGAUUUUGCUUAAUGGAAAUGUCUCCACCACGUUUGCUUACAUCAAAAACUUCUCUCUUUUAUACCGUUCACGCAAUUAAGCUUUUCGUCUUUUUCUCCCAACCUGCACACCUAGUUCAAUCCUUGUACUAAAUUUUAAUUUAGUCAUCUAAGUGGGACUGGGGAUUAUUAUUAAGUUAUUAGGCUAACACUAAACUAGUUUUAUAAGAUGGAGAAGGAUCAUUAUGAGAAAUUAUCAGGAACAGGUUUUGUUAUUUAGUGAUAAGUGAUAACUGAUUUUGUUUUAAUUGGAGUGCUUUUACAUGCUUCUUUUUGUAGUCUGAUGGAAAUGAGUGUGUAAUCAAUAUGACCUACAAUCAAGCAAGCUUAUUUUAUUGGUGGCUAACUGGCUAUGGCAUGGCUCAUGAGACCCUGAUACAUGAAUCAUAGUGAAACUGUUGGAUUAGAUCUCAAUGCAAUGUCCUUGCUUGAGAUUAGUCUCUUGUUUAGUUGGCUUUCUUCAAAUAAGGAAGUGGAGGAGAAACAUCCUAGUUUCCUAUUUCUCCCAGAAUCGUGUCACAUAGCAUUGAGCUAGAACUGUUGGGAUGCUUGUUUAAAGUGGUUAUUUCAUCAUUGACCAUUAAGACUUGAAUCUAACUCUUUGUUCGUGGUAAUGGUAUUGGUAUCGGUUUUUUGGACGUGUGAAUUCUUUUGUUAUAAUCAUCUGCACUUGUCUUUUGCGUAUAUCUCUUUGUUUUAUUGGCAUCUUCGAAAAAGAAGUCCGUCACCAGUUGAAUGUUAGAUUUCAGGUUUGAUAUUUUGAAUUUCCAGCGCUAUCUUUGCUGAGGGUCUUAUUGCUUCUUUGAUGUCAAUUAACCAACUAGUUUGUUAGCUUUAGGGUGUGUUUGGAUGAAAAGAAAUGGAGGAAAAGGAAGGAGAGGGAUUUGGAGGGGGAAGAAUCCCUUAUUUGGAUAGCAAAUUGGAAGGGAGGAGAUCUGGUGGGAGAGAAUUGGAAGGAUUUUAUGGAUAUUUUUUGUUAAGGUUCUAAUCUCUCAAAAGUUGAAAAGAUUUGAAGGAAAAACUCUCAUUUUCCUUCCUUUGCCUUCCAUUCCCUCCUAUACAAACAAGAAUUAUUUUCCUUCCAUUUCUCUUCCCUUCCUUUCCCUUCCCUUCCUUCCCCUUUUCUCCCUUUCUUUUCUCACCAAAAUUAUUAUCCAAAUAUAGUGUUAGAGCUUUGUUCCACUUAUACCUCAACAGGUAGUCGUUUCCUUCUUUAAGUUUCUAAUACUAAGUUUUGGUUCACUCAACUUAUGAAGUAGGUAAGAUUGAUUUGAUUGAAGAUAUUGGUUCAGUGUUUAUCAUACAAUGAACUCUGCUGGAUGAAUUUGCCAUUCAAGGUGGCCUUUGUCUAUGAUUUUGUUGCCCUUUAUGUCCAUUUCUCUAUCGGAGAGCCGAUCACGUAGACUGACUGAGGCAGGGUUAAAGAAAUUUUGGCUCAAAAAUAUUGUAAUCACCGAGACCACAUGUUAGGGUUCUAAAUAUUAUGUUUACACCAUUUUGAUCUUAGGCCUGCAUGUCCAAUUUUGACCUGCCCCGAACUCUUUAAUUCUCUACAUAAGUGUUAAGAAAAUGCUGCCUGUUCCAUGAGCAACUCAAACCAUCGCAGUUGCCGUUCACCUGAGCAAUCUAGCACUAACUUCAAAGUUGUUCUGACUUUUAACAAACCUGCCUUGGUGCCAUAGGCUAAGCAGUAAGAACACUUGGCUAUAACAACUCUUUACUACCCAAAACAUAGGUGUAUUACCCCUAAAAUGGGAAAUUUUGUUGACCUUUUCUUGCUUGCUAUACAUGGUCAGUUUAACAUAUAGAAUUCAGUUAAUCAAAUGUGUUUUACUCACGACGUCCCGCUUAAUUUGAAUUAUUUUCUAAUUUUGGUUGUCCUACUAAUUUUGCCGCAUUUCCUUAUUUGGAAAUGGAUCUUACCAGAAUUCUUUUAAUCUCAUCCAUACAUUUCAAUGCUCCUUUUAUAUCAUCCAUGAUCCAACCAUUUGAUUUCUUUCUUCAAAAAUUACCAAAUUCCCACAAUUACUUAAAACCCCACAUUUGCAAAUUUAAUGGGAUAUAGUACCUAUGAUAUAAUGGGUGAUACUCAACGGGGUUUGCUUAAUGAUUACAAUUAUGGAGAAAAUUUAAAGUUGAUGAGGAAAUAAGAUGAUUGUGAGCCCAUUUUUCUUUUGCCAUUCUGUAUGCUUUGUUGUUGAAGAGAAAUAGAAGGGCCCAUCGUUGGUUGUUAUGCUUAAGUAACAAGGUAGAAUGUCAUAAUGCUCUGGUUGUGAAGAGAAAUUCUUUGUUAAAUGGAAUUUCUAACGACAUUAGAGGUGUUAAUUUGAUACGAAAUAUAGCAUUUGAAUCAUUUAUUGAAAACAAGCUUAGAAGUUUAGGUCAUUUAUAAAUAGCCAUAAAGUUCAAUUUUAAUAGUCACUAUAAAUCAAAUAGUACAAACAUUGUAACCAUGUCACAGGUGUUCAAUCAACGAAUCGGGGUUUUGAUUUGUGAAGAAGAUAAUGAGGAGAGAGAUUGAUGAGUUUGAAGCCAUUGUUGAAGCUCAAGGUUGGAGAUGGUAGAUGAGAGAGAAUAAGUUCAAUUAACUAGGUUGGGUUAAGGGUCAAAGGUAAAUUGAUUUGGUUAAAAAGGUCAUUUUAGAGGUUAGCAAGUCAUUUUAUUUUCUGGUGAUCAGAAUUCGAUGAGAUGGUUACAAUAUAAUGCUUGCACUAUUUGAUUUAUAGUGGUUAUAACUCGUAAAUAUUGAAUUUUGUUACAAUAAUCUAUAAAUGACCUAAACUUCACUGACUGUUCAUAGAUGAUUAUAUAUCAUACACACUUCCAAUUGCUUGGGAUCGUUAAUAUCUUAUUAGUGGGUGGAAAUUGGAAAGUAAGUGUCUGAUUGUCUGCUUACUAUUUGAGAUGUUACACGCUAUAUCAGCAAUCUGCGACUUCUCAUUCUUCUUAUUCUUUAGGUUAUUCAUCAGGCAUAUUUCUUUGAUAGGAGCUCGAAAAGGGGAAAAUUUAAAACCUAGUGCAAACUUAAGGCUCAUUAGGAAUUCUUUGUCACUUUGUUAACUAUGUGUGUUCUGUUUAAAGCUUGAUAUUGGGUUGCUUAGAGUGUGAGUCAUGAGUCAGGAGUCAGGAGUCAGGAGUCAGGAUUCAGGACAUAAUAUAAGGGAUGGUCCGUACGGAUAGUUCAUGGACACUAUCAUAACUCUUUGGUUUCAUCUAAUAA
Molecule: messenger RNA, 4297 nt
Organism: Amaranthus tricolor (Joseph's coat)
Lineage: Eukaryota; Viridiplantae; Streptophyta; Magnoliopsida; Caryophyllales; Amaranthaceae
Exons: 3
Coding region: 108-809 (233 amino acids)
Cellular component (GO): mitochondrial matrix
Source: RefSeq, a predicted model, not a curated record